AUGCGGCUCACGCCGGCCGAGUGGGCCUUCAGCCUGGUCGAGCACACGGCCGGGUUUGGCCGCCCGAUCUACACAAACACGGUGUACCCCUUCCCGGUGGACCCUCCCAACGUGCCUGCCGAGGGGAACGCCGUCGGCACGCAGCCCCGCACUUACCAGACAAGCUUCUCCCUUCCGGGCGCCUGGGCGGGUCGGCGGACGCUGCUCCGGUUCGACGGCGUCGACGGCGACUCGAGCGGCGACGCGAGGCUCGGUGACGGCGCGGUGACGGUGUGGCUCAACGGGCGAGAGGUGGGCUACUCUCAGGACGGCAAGCUGCCCUUUGAGUUUGACGAAAUCCAAGACCAGAUGCUCCGCCACCAUCCCAGCGAGACGACACGGCCACGGGAUCCGUAUUCCAGCAGCAUUCUGCCGCCCUCCCGCCGCCAGCAAGGGAGUGUGCGACCGCCCGAGACGCACCGAGUGCUCCCACUGCAGGUCACCGACGCGUGCGCCGCCGGCGAGGCGGGCCGGCACACGCUAUCGGUCCAGGUGGUCCGCUUCUCGGACGCGUCCUACCUCGAGGACCAGGACCAGUGGUGGCUGAGCGGAAUCCACCGCGACGUGGUCGUCUACUCGAAGCCGCGCGCCGCCGCCAUCGCCGACUUUUACGCGACGACCUCGCUGGCGUGCCGGCGGUACGAGAUUGCAGCGUCUCUGCACGGUCCGUACCGGCUCGCGCCCGACGCGCCUCCGCCGGGGUGCGGGUGCGUGUGGCGCGGCGCGGCGGAGGUGUCGCUGCGCGCGGACUUGGAGGGCGCGGCGCUGUGGAGCGCCGAGAGGCCGUUUCUGUACACGCUCGUCCUCGAGCUGAGGGACGGGGGCAGCGGGCCCUGGAAGCAGAAUACGCGUUCAGGGCUGGCGCAUUCCGCAUCUGUAGACUCGCCGCUGACCCUGCGCGGCGUCAACCGGCACGACCACUCCGCCGAGGGCGGCAAGGCGGUGGAGUGGGGUGAGAUGCUCUCCGACGCCCUGACGAUGAAGCGGCACAACUUUAACGCGGUGCGCACCGCGCACUACCCCAACGCCACGGCCUGGUACGAGCUGUGCGACGCGGUCGGGCUGUGGGUGGCAAACAUCGAGACGCACGGCUUCCUCGCGAGCGGCGACGAGGGCAUCCUCGCCAAGACGCCCUCGUGGCGGCUCGCCUUCCUCGCGCGGUUCGCGCGCAUGGUGCAGCGCGACAAGAACCACCCGUGCGUCAUCGUCUGGUCGCUCGGCAACGAGGCGGGCUACGGCGAGGCGCACGAGCUGAUGGCGGCGUGGGCGAGGAGGGAGGAGCCGUCGCGGCUGCUGCAGUACGAGAGCUGCGGCGGCCUCGCGCCCACGGACAUCCUCUGCCCGAUGUACCCCACGGUGGAGCAGUACCGCCGUAUGGACACCCUGCCCGGCCAGCUCGGCUCCUCGUCGGUCAACGGGAACGGCUCGCCCACGCGCACGUGGCCCGCGCGCGCCGACGGGUUCGCGGCGUCGCGGCCGCUCAUCCCUUGCGAGUUUGCGCACGCGAUGGGCAACUCGACGGGCAACUUCGCCGAGUGGUGGGAGGAGUUCCGCCGCGCGUCGCACGGGCAGGGCGGCUUCGUGUGGGACUGGAUCGACCAGGGGCUUGCGCGGGUCGACGUGCGGAGCGGCCGCACGUACUACGCGUACGGAGGCGACUUUGGAGAGGCGACGCACGACGGAGACUUCAACAUCAACGGGCUGUGCUUCCCCGACCGGAGGCCGCACCCCGCGCUCGAGGAAGUCAAGCACGUGCAGCGGCCGAACCGGUACGAUUUCGUGCUUCUGGGAGGGGUGCGGGUGCGGCACCGGCUCGAGGUCGACGGAGCGCUGGUGGGAGAGACGGCGCCGGCGCCGCUGCCCGCGCCGGUGCCUCCGCACUGCAGCGCCAUCUUUGACGCCGCGGUCGAGCUGAGCUGGGAGCACCGCAGCGGCCCGGCUGCCGCCUCGCGUCGCAACCCGAUGCUGCCUCGCGAGGCCUUCCUCUCUGUCGAGGUGAGCGUGGCCGCUCCCUCCGCCUGGGCGCCCGCCGGCUUUGUCAUCGCCACGGAGCAACCGCUGCUCCUCGACGGUUCGGGCGAGCUCAACGUGUGGCGCGCGCCGACCGACAACGACCAAGGGUCGACGCUGCGCACCAUCGCCCUCCCGCACGCGGCCACGCUCGCCGCCAGCGUCUGGCGGCUGAUCGAUUCGGGCUCCGUCUCGUACGCCGACGCGUGGGAGGCCGACGGGCUGCCUCGCCUCUCUGCGGCCAGGCGGCGCACCCGCAUUACCCUCGCCGACAGCGAGCGGGUAGAGGUGAGGACGAGCACAGAUUGGAGGGCGCCCGGCGGUGCGACGCGCGCGAGGCACCGACGCACCGCGACCGUCCUCCGCUGCGGCGCGCUCCUCCUCGAGGACGAGGCGGAGGUGCUCCCCGCCGCCAGCCGCUCGCUGCCACGCGUGGGCCUCUCCUUCCGCGUGGCUGCGGCCGCCGCGCAGCACGCGACGUGGCACGCGACGUGGUAUGGGCGUGGCCCGUUUGAAAACUACCCGGACCGCUGCUCCGCCGCUAAGGUCGGCGUGCACGCGGCGUCGGCCGACGAGCUAGCAACGCCGUAUGUGUACCCGAGCGAGCACGGGCACCGCACCGGCACGCGUUGGGUCGAGGUGGGCGGCGGCGGCGACGGGGAGGGGGAGGGCGGCGGAGGGAGUCGACCGGGCGGGCGAGGGAGGCUGCGGCUGAGCUGCGAUGCGCCGUUUGGGUUCGGCCUCCUCCGCCACGGCGCCGCGCGCCUUGCCGCAGCGACGCACCAGGCCAAGCUGGGGGCCGUGCGUGCGCGAGGCCUUCACUGUACCGCCCGGCGUCUACCGGUGGGCGACCUUGAUCGAGCCGCCCGGCUGCCGGGCGGAGCUCUCGGCGCCGAUGCUCCGCCGCCUUGCAGCCUGCGGGCCGCGCUACGAGCCGCCCCGUCGCGCCUCCGCGCGGCGGAUCGCGCUGCCCGCCGCCGUGCUCCGGGCCGACGGCGACGCGAAGCUGCUGAAGCGAUGCGGGCCCUUCCUUUUUUGA
Messenger RNA from Emiliania huxleyi CCMP1516, 3088 nucleotides. RefSeq lists its product as hypothetical. Lineage: Eukaryota; Haptophyta; Isochrysidales; Noelaerhabdaceae. The annotation marks the transcript as partial. The transcript has 26 exons. Gene Ontology annotation, cellular component: beta-galactosidase complex. Gene Ontology annotation, molecular function: beta-galactosidase activity; carbohydrate binding. The record is from RefSeq and is a predicted model, not a curated record. Gene Ontology annotation, biological process: lactose catabolic process.